AUGCUUGACCUUGGUGCUUCUAUUAAUGUCAUGCCCUAUUCGGUAUAUGAAUCAUUGAACGUUGGUCCUUUAAGUGAAACCGGUGUCAUAAUCUCUCUUGCGGAUAAAUCAAGGUUCUUUCCUAGAGGUGUUUUGGAAGAUGUCCUAGUGCAAGUGAACCGAUUGGUCUUCCCGGCGGAUUUCUAUGUGAUUGAUCUAGAUGAACGACUGUCCUCAAAGUCGGGUAUAAUUUUACUUGGGAGACCAUUCUUGAAGACGGCUAGAACAAAGAUUGAUAUUUAUGCGGGAAGCUUAACAAUGAAGCUUGAUGGUGAAACAAUAAGUUUUAACAUUUAUGAUGCUAUGAGAUAUCCUAGUGAUGUUUCAUCCUUGUGCUUUAUUGAUGUUGUCGAACCAUUAACCCAAGAGUUGUUCGAGUUGUCUAAUGUUGACAUGUUGGAGAUGAUUUUGAGCAAAGGAUUUGGUUAUGGUAAAUUAGCCAAGAAGUUAAAGCUCUACUCAUUAGAUCUGGAAGUUGAAAGAUUGGUCAACAAUUUAGAGAUCAAGAAAACCACUCAAUUUAGUGUGAAGCAAAUUGCAUUACCUCAAACUCACACAAGAUUUUCUCCCUCCCUUGUUCAACCACUGGAGUUGGAAUUAAAAGUCCUUCCUCAACACUUGAAGUAUGCGUACUUGAGAAACAACGAGACUCUUCCGGUCAUCAUUUCAACUUACUUAACCGAGUGUGAAGAAGAGCAACUCCUCAAAGUGUUGAAGGAACAUAAAGAAGCAAUGGGUUGA
Messenger RNA from Lactuca sativa (garden lettuce), 780 nucleotides. RefSeq lists its product as uncharacterized. Lineage: Eukaryota; Viridiplantae; Streptophyta; Magnoliopsida; Asterales; Asteraceae. The record is from RefSeq and is a predicted model, not a curated record.